AUGCGCGAUUUGGGCUCCCCAACUAUACCGUACCUCCCCGAUGACAAUGUUGAUCGCGGCAACUUGAUUGACGGAGACGAUCCUGACCUCGCGAUGGACAUUGAGGAACUAUCUGAACAUCGAUACCAAUAUGGAGAAGAUUUUGACCGCCAAUACUAUCCUAUCCAGAUUGGACAGAUCCUCAAUUAA
Ophidiomyces ophidiicola is the source of this 189-nucleotide messenger RNA. RefSeq lists its product as uncharacterized. Bases 1 to 189 code for a protein of 62 amino acids. NCBI's taxonomy places the organism in Eukaryota, Fungi, Ascomycota, Eurotiomycetes, Onygenales, Onygenaceae. The transcript has a single exon. The record is from RefSeq and is a predicted model, not a curated record.